AUGUCUGCAUUAGAUCUACCUAAGAUAGUCGAUUCCCUUCAACUGAAGAAAGUCAAACAAAGAAAUGAUUCACUACAGCUUCUACGAUCCUUUUCAGCUGCAAAACUUAAACUCACACCUAGGCACUUUGUCGUGCUUCUGGAAGGGCUCCUCAAACUCAUCGAGAUAGAACGAGACAUCUAUGGAAACAACCCAACCUCAGCCACCCAGCAACGUCUAUUGACAGCAUCUACCAUGCUCAAAGAUAUCUUUGAAGAAUCGUUGAAAAGAGGUCAACUACGAUACAAGCAUUGCACGAGCCUCUUUUCUAACGUGAUCUCAUCAUUCUUUCUUCCAGAACCACACUCCAUCCUAGCGCCCUGUGCCAUUGACUUCGCCAAGAUCCUCCAAAGUCUUCUACGGGAACCGUUUUUCCUUACUCAUUUACCAAUCGACUCUUGGAAUCGAGGGUACAAGUUUUUGGUAAGACUGCUAACUGCCGCGUUGGACACCACUGACCAUCAUGACUACCAAUUCUCUCGCGAGUCGCUAUUAACUGAUCUACUAAGUUCAUUGCAUUGCAUCAUUGGAGGUGCCACAGAGGAUAUUUAUGAACCCCUCAAGAGGCUGAAGCUCUAUGUUCCCUUACGAAAGAUUCUCAGCGAUGUGUUCGAGAUUUAUAACAAACGUGAGAGCUCCGUGCUUGUCGAGGCAUUAAAAGUCACCAACAAGCUCUUACUCACGUUAGCAUCCGAGGAUUUUAACUUCUGUCAUAGAUUGAUUCACACAGCUCUUCAACCAUUGAUCAACUUCGCUCAUACAAUGGUGGACGGAAUGUUAAUCCAGAUUGUCAUUCUUAUCAACCUGGAAAGCUUUCACAGAUAUCUCACGAUUGACUCUUUACCUCAACUAAUCACUAACGAUCUCGUUGAGGAUUCGAGUGAGGAAGAGAGCUCCACUAGAAAGCGGCUGGACCCCUUUUCUGUCAGAGCCCAGCAAGGCGAAUCCUCGACAUACAACGUAGGAGUUCUUGCUCAGGCGCUUCUUGAUAGAAUAGCUGGCCUGAGUCACAAGCUUUUGGAAAGCGACAUAGAUUUCGAAGAAAAUGAAACUGCCAAAGGCUGGUUCGACUUAUCGUCAAUUAGCUUAAAGACCGGUCAAGAAGUUCAGUGGCUCCUUCUUCGUGGAACAGUGAGACUUAUCAUGGCAUAUUACAACCUUUGCAUGGAGGAGACAUACUCUAACUUUAACCAAAGCUUUCUUUCAAGUAAACUCAAGAGAGUGAAAAUUCAAAGCACAGUCCUCAAUAUCAAAUCAUUUGAAAGCAUGGAUGCGCUCUUGAAACAUAUGAUUGGAUUUUCCAAGGACGUGAGACUUCAAACAUUAGGGCUACAACUACUCAUUUUUACAAAGGAUUCUGAGCCUGUCGAUAAUUCACCACAAUUGCCUAAAAAGAGAUCAUGCCUGGAAAAUGAUCACACCAUGAAUAACGAUGAAACAACAAUCAUCGAUGUUCAUCUUGACGAAGAUGUUAACCCUGGUGAUGAGGACUGCAACUACUUAUCACAGCUAUUAAAAUAUUUCAACAAUAAGGACCUUACGUUUUGGUGUCUUUUAGGAAUAUUCACUAUACUUAGAAGACUCGAGCUAUCCGAAUGUUACGACAAUCAGAUCAUCACUCGCCGGUUGCAUCAAAUAAUAAGAAUUGUCACGCCGAUGAUAAAGCUGGAUGAUUACUCUCGCCUAUCUUGCCGUGUAAUCAGCUUCAUUUUGUUUUCAUACCAUCCUGACCGUCUUUACCGUCUUGUUGAUCACAGCUUAAGGUCGCAAAUACAGAAUCUUUUAGAAUUGGCUGAAAUCAAUGGCCCCAGCUCUCUUCAUUGUGAUGCACUUCGUUACUGGUGGGCCUUGCAUUGGUCAAUGACAAAACUGACUAACGCAAAAUCGGAUGUUAUCAAUAGGGCAGCGGGAAGAUGGUUUUUAUCCAAGUUAAACGAUGAACUCUCAUCUGACAUAAUACGUACCAGAUCAGAGCCCACUCGUGCCCGAAUGAUAGGUUCUUUCAUUCUGUGGUUGCUGGGAAACGAGAUUCAAAAUUUGCCUUCCAAAAGUGAUGACUGGGACAAAAGUGAUCGACUGACAAUCUAUUUGGGUUCUGCAGGGCACAAUUCUGACUUCGAGAAAUUUCUUGAUCUAAAGAACAUUGACUCGAGACGACUCGUUCACGAACCAAAGAUUUUACUUUGUGAUGGUAAUCUGGACAUGACAGCGUCUAUCUUUGAUCGAAUCCAUCUUAUUAGCUCUCGCCUCAUGGUUGGAAGCGAAGGUAUAGACAGAUUGUUUCACUGGGCAGAGAUUAUAGCACACAUCAAAGAGGCUUUAAGAGUUCGAGAGCAAUUUAUCCCCCCUGAUAUUGAAGAGACUUGCGAAAAGCUCUGGAGAUGCCUUUUUAUGAAUCUGUCCUCCCAGGAGGAUUAUGCUAUCAUAAUGAGACUCCUUCUACUUUCCGACCUAAAUCAGCCAUUAGCAAUCGAUAAGCUUUUUGUGUUUCGACAAAUUGAGCAUUUCAUGUUUGGCCUUAAUUCUACAUUCCAGACAGCUGGUUCUUCUAGUCCCAAUGACAUCGAAUUCGAGGAGGAGUUUCUGAAUACCGGGUCAAGUAAAGCGACCCCCAUAACACAACUGCCCCAGUUGGGUACUGAAAUGACGACGCUUUACUUUCGUUCCCUUGUCAAAUUUGACGGUGACAUCGCUCUGAUGCUCACGGCCCUCGAUUUAUUACCGUUGAUUGAUGGAUACGAUGAGACCGACUUUCGCAAGGACUUUACAGAUCUCUUGGGCUUUUUGCUACAAUGUGAAGAGAAGCUGUUGUUUUUGAUUGAAAGCUGUCGUUAUAAUGUCAUCUCCUUGAUAUUUGAAUGUCUCACUCUUCAUUUUGAUUUACGUUUGGGCGCUGAGACAGCAAAUAGAGCCUUAUUGUCCUCGUCGAAUUCAUUAAGAACUUCUCUUCUGGGUUCUGUGAGGCUUUAUCUCAACAACAUGAAUUCAUUUGAUCAACUCAACCUUUACCGUUCCUUGUUUGAAACAUUCCCGCAUCCUCAGGCGUCAGUCGAGCGAGCAGCCGCCUACUGUUACUUUUUCACCAUAGUUUCGUCGGGAACUACUCAAAUCAAAAUACCCACGAUUUUCAACUUGUUGGAAUGUCAUAAGUAUGACUUUUUUGUACCAUACUUAAAAUUGGGUCUCUCAAGGUUGUGUCAGGGCUCUCCUUUAUCUUCACCUCGAAAGCUUUUCCGAUCAAUGAGGAUAGAGCUAUUAAAGUCAUGGUGGAAUAAUGAUAUACCCCUAGAAACUUUCCCAUACGAACUCUUUGACUACAUUGAUUUCAAGGCUUUCGCUGUUGAAAACUACAAAGAAAUCGUUUCUAUUUGCAUGGCGAUCAAGAGUCAAAGGAGCUCUUCACAAAUAAUGUCGCAGUUAUCGCAAGUAUCCAAGUGCAAGGGUUAUGACAUUCAAAAUGUGCUUUACGACUCUUUACCAAUUCUUAUUCCCUUGGCCUAUACUUCAGAUGGUGUGAGGAAUGAGAUUUUUAAGUCACUUCUGCCAUAUCUCAACAACCUAUACAAGGGCUAUAUGAGAGAAAAGGUUUUGCUUAUAAUUCUUGAAACUCUCAGAAUGACUGAUACUGGAUCAGAAGUUGCCUUGAGUGAAGUCUUGUCUAAAAGGACAACUAUGGAUCUAUUCAUGUCCCCGAUUCGUAUAGACAAUUCUAUGAGGGCCACAGUGACGCCAGUUUCCAUAUGUUAUUACCUUUUCUUAUUAGAUGAGAAAUCGUUACCAAUCAUUUUGGCGCUCAUAGAGAACAUGGUCAGUUGCGAUGCCCAAUUAGGAACUGGGGGUCUUGAUCUUUUGGCUCGAAUAGUCAUUUGUGUUCGAAUGGGAUCCAAACAUGAUGGAAGCAUUUAUCAAAGGCUCUAUUCCAAACUCAACCUUGAGAAGCUUUACCUGGUCCUAAAAGACAGCAAGCACUCGAAGACUGCAUUACUUUUACUCGAAGAUGCAACGCAAGGAAAGGGAAGAAAAGUUGAUUGGGAUAAAUGGAGAACAUCAAUUCUGAACAUUUAUGAGUCAAUUGAUGACCUUGAUAUGCUUUACGGAGUACCCCAAGAGCCUACUCUCAACAACACUAUCCAUAUGCUGAAGCGAAUUGCAUCAACUUCCGAAAUUUUGCGGAACGAUCUCGCUAUUCUUGACUCUGCAGCGUUGAGAAAUGAGGCAAAUGACGACAGUGCCACAACGAAGUCUCUUCUUGCUGAUGGUUUGAUGGGCAUGUCAAGGGUGUUCUCUCUGAACUCUACUGGUGAGACGGGAUGCUACGAAUGGAGCUGGAAAUUGAGCAAAUGGAACAUUCCGCUUUCAGAAGAACCCAAAUCAGACCACGAGAUUAUUUAUAAUUAUUUUAAGGGUCUUCGGGUACUGCUGAAUACCUCAGAUUGCCUUUAUAAAGCAAUAAGUGAUUCUUUUUUCCAGAAAAAGAGAUUCUCCGAUGGAGAACUUUCUCACCGCUCUAAUCGACAAUUGUACCAGAGAUGGUUUGUGACUUUGUCCUCAUUGACAGAGGUAGAGGAUAUUUUGAGGAUCACAGAGGAUCAAAUUCUGACCAACAUUCGCAAAUUUGGUCAUUUGUCUUCCUGGUUUGAAGAUGCUGAUAUGGAAAAUCUGGAGAACAUCUUAUUAUGUCGAAGAGAAGCAUUCAGGUUGAGAAUAGAUGGCCCGUCUUCGAAAAGUUCCCUAUUGGAGUCAAAUGAGGCCCAAAGUAUAUGUUGGCAAGGUCUUAUUCACGAAAUUCUGACUUACAAUACAGUUGCUAGGUUGAACAACCACUCUCAGAAAAUGCUAAAUUCAGCUGUUCUCAUGGAUGAAUACACUUCACAUCUUUCAGGAUUGGUUGACUGGAAGACCAUGCGCAAUUUCGUCUCUUUCUCAAUUGCACAGACAUUGUGGACGCAGGGAAAUUCGACUGCACCAAUUGCAAUGCUUAAAAGCUUGGUCUCACAAGAGGCAGCUGAAUCAUUGGCUCAAGAUCUAUUACAUUUGGACCAUCGCAUGAUAAUUUCUCACUUAGUAUUGUGGCUAGCGGACUCACGCGAGGAACUUGGUGAAAAUUUAUUACGUCAGUAUGUUGAACCAAUGGAGAGCAACUUAUCGGAAAUUUAUGACUCGAUCCAAAGGUUCAAAUCCUUUCUGCUUCUAGCAAGAUUUUGCGAGAAGCAGUUCAAAGCCAGCGCUCUCAAAACCCAGAUUAGUAAUUUAAAGCUGCGAAUAAAGGCUAAGAAGGAUGAAAUCGAGGUAAUCAAAUCACACUAUGGGAAGACUGCCGUUACACCAAGCGAAAGAAAAUCAGUUCAAAAGUACUAUAACAGGCUCAAAGCUCAGGUUGCUGCUGACUCAAUCGAUCUACAAUCAUUGGAAGACACUACAAUGAAAUUUGGUUGCAAAAGUGCCACAUUCUAUCUCAGCGCAUUACUCGCGGGUGACGAAGGGCAAGAAAUUGAGGACCGUUUUAUAUCUUUGUUCCUUGAACUUUCAUCCUACCAACCGCUACAUGCUUCGCUAAAGCAAAACCUUCAAUCACUCCCGAGCUAUAAGGCGCUUUCAUGGUCCACACAAUUGAUGGCUCGCCUUUCGAGUGACACCAAUGAGUUUCAAACUUCCAUUCAGCAACUUAUCAUUCGCCUUUGUUUCGAUCAUCCGUUUCACACACUUUACAUGCUUAUCUCACUAUUAUACCAUAAGGAAGUUGCACAGGACACAGGUAACAACACCAUGCUUCUAAGGGUCAGUGCAGCCGAAAAGAUAUGGCAAAAACUUAUGGCCCAGGACGAAGACUUCUCUAAAUCUAUCCUUCAUCCCAUUGAAAAGUUAUGCGGAGAAUCAACUAUCCUUGCUAAACAUAAGAGUUCGAGGGGGCGUGCUUUGCACCUCGACAAACUCGAGAUUGGAAAUUACUGGCUUCACGAAUUGCCUCAAAUUCCACCUCCUACGUUCGAAAUUCCUGUUUCAAAGACUGGCUAUAAGGACAUUCCGAAAAUGGUGUCUUUCGACCCUAAGGUGAGUAUUGCAACUUCAGGUCUCAGCUUGCCGAAGAUUGCCACAUUCACCUUGUCUGAUGGUUCCCGCCGCAAGAUGCUUCUCAAAUACGGAACUGAUGACUUGAGACAAGAUGCAACAAUGGAGCAGGUUUUCGAGAAAGUGAACACAAUUCUUGAAAGAGACCGAGAGACAAGGAAAAGAAAGCUACAUGUCAGAACUUACAAGGCGAUCCCAUUAGGACCUAAAGCAGGUGUGAUAGAAUUUGUCCCCAACUCCAAGGCGCUUAUCGAGGUCAUCAAGCCGUAUCAUCAAAGACAGGACAAGUUGAAGUACGAGAAAGCGAAGGAGGCGAUGAAGGAUUGUCAAAGCUCGACUUUGAAGGAAAGGCUUCAAACUUACGAGUCAAUCACGGCAAAGAUCGAUCCAGCACUCCACCAGUACUUCAGUGACCAUUUUGUUACCCCCGACGACUGGUACGAAAGCAGACAAAAGUUCACUAGAGGUAUCGCAUCAUCCUCAAUGGUGGGUCAUAUACUAGGUCUUGGUGAUCGGCACUGCAAUAACAUAUUGCUUGAGGAAACUACUGGCGAACCAGUGCACAUUGAUCUCGGAGUUGCGUUUGAUCAAGGAAAAAGACUCCCCAUUCCCGAAACAGUACCCUUCAGGCUUACAAGAGAUAUAGUGGACGGGUUCGGAUUCACAGGAGUUCACGGAGUCUUCGACAAGCUGUGUGAACACACUUUCAGGGUUUUGAGAGAGCACAAGGAGCACAUCAUCGCAAUUCUUGAUGCGUUGAGAUGGGACCCUUUGUAUCUGUGGUCGAUCUCACCGCUAAGGAAAAAGAGACUACAAGAUGAAUCAAAAGUUCCUCUUCCUGAACCUCAAGAGGAUGGUUCUGAGGCAAACGCUGCCGUGCUAACGGUUUUGGAAAAAGUGGAUGCUGGCGGCUUGAGUGUCGAGGCUACUAUCCAAAAUCAUGAAGUAGACGGCAAGAAAUCCUACUCGUUGCUCUUUGCAUGCCAGGAAGGGAUGUAUAGCAGUGAUUUGAGUCCUACCAAAGUCAAAAGGUGCAAGUCGAAAAAAGACAUUGAUGAAGAGCUGUGGACUGAGAUGUUCGAGCGCUUAUUUGAUGAUAACGUGAUGGCCGGAGACAUUGAAGUCGAACCUCAUGAAAGCGUGGAGAUUGCCGCAAAGCUCGAAUCACUGGAGAGCUACGACAGCAAUACCGGAGAAUUGACUGAUGGCGAUUUGGCUGAUGAUCCGCCAACACUCACAAUUAUGAUUCGCUCUAAAGGUAAAUUGAGUGUGGAGUAUGGCUCUUUCCAAGCACAGGUCAGAGAGGUAGAUUCUCAGGACAAUGAAACAAAACGUGAGCUCGACAUACUAAAUUGGGUCCUGCUACAGUCUAAUCAGAUUACUCAAUUGGUCAAGAAAAUUGAGGCUUCGGAGAACGAGCUACGGAAAUUGCGGGAAGACAACCAAGCGAAAGACGAAGAGAUAAAGCAGACCACAGAUGACUAUAACACAAUUCUACGAGAUCUUGAAGAUCGAUUUUACCAGGUUUUGAACGCUAAAAGACAGAAGAUUCUCGAACUACUGGGCGAUGGUGAGGACGAUAUCAAGCACUUGAACGAAACUUUCGAAGUGAAAAACAGAACCAACUUGAAUCGUGUUCGAGUUGAAGAAAUCAUCAAGGGCGAGGGCUUUAAGGCCUUUGAGGAGAAGCAACAAGAGAAGGACUUAGCCAAAAGUUCCAAAAAGCGUAGGUCCUCCGGCUCGGGAGACACUGCCAGGAAAAGAAGAACGGUGAAAAAGGAGCCUCGAAAGAGUGAGAAGAAUGAAGGAGAACCUAGCAUAAAAAAAGAAGACGAGGAGGUGGAAUUGGCUGUACGAGAGGAGGAGCGGCCUGAAUUCAUCAAGGACGAAGACAAUGACAAUAUGGAAGAUACUUCUAUUGAGGAGAAUAAAAGCAUAGAAAAGGCGUCCAGUGCCGAGGAAGGAAGCGUCACAGAGCAAUCCGAAGAAGCCACAGACUAUUCCGAUAACGACACUCAGGUGAAACGUGAGGAAGAUUCCAGCGUGCAAGAUGGCUUUGACAGCACGUCAGGCACGACGCAGCCAGUGGAAGUGGAUGAAGAAGAAGAGGAGGAAGAGGGCGAGACUGAUUACAGCGAUUGA
Molecule: messenger RNA, 8250 nt
Organism: Candidozyma pseudohaemuli
Lineage: Eukaryota; Fungi; Ascomycota; Pichiomycetes; Serinales; Metschnikowiaceae
Exons: 4
Coding region: 1-8250 (2749 amino acids)
Biological process (GO): protein phosphorylation; DNA repair; negative regulation of TORC1 signaling
Cellular component (GO): nucleus
Molecular function (GO): protein serine/threonine kinase activity
Source: RefSeq, a predicted model, not a curated record